UAGAAAAUGAUCAUCAUUAAGAAUGUUGGUUCUAGUGAUAAACAACCUCCACGCACAAAGCGGUGGCUCAGUGGCCCUCGUUGGCUCUUUCUCUUGAUCGUCUCAGUCUUCAUUUAUGGCUCUCACGCUCCUCUCAUCGCUCUCACUAAAUCGGAUGGCCGUGUUCCCUUCAGCCCUUCAUCCUGCGUCGUUCUCAUCGAACUCUGCAAGCUGCUGAUCUCCCUCAGUGCUCUGUUUGCUUCAGGGGACAUCCACACCAUAAAGGUUUCUGUAUCCUGGACAGCAGUGGUUCCGUACGCUCUCCCUGCUCUGCUUUACGCAUUCAAUAACAACCUGGUGGUGUUCAUGCAGGCCUACAUGGACCCCAGUUCUUUUCAGGUUCUCAGCAACUUGAAGAUCGCUUCCACUGCUCUUCUCUACACGUCCUGCCUGCGGAAGAGACUGAGGCGAGCUCAGUGGGCGGCCAUGGCGUUACUCAUGGUGGCCGGGGCACUUCACAGCUACUCCAGCUUGGACUGGGAGAUCCCAGAUAAGGGAGUGGAGAACGCCAGAGCCGGGCUUCACAUCACAGCCUGGGGACUGCUGCUCAUCCUCCUUUACUGCUUUGUGUCCGGACUCGCUGCAGUCUACACUGAGAAAGUGUUAAAAAGCCAACGUCUGCCCCUAAGCCUGCAGAAUCUGUUCCUCUAUAUAUUCGGCGUGGGGAUCAACCUGAUGUCGCAUUUCUACAGCACUGGAACAGAGCAGACGUUUCUAGACGGAUAUUCUGCACUGGUGUGGGUCAUCAUAGCAGGACAGGCAGCUAACGGCCUGCUGAUGAGUGUAAUAAUGAAACAUGGAACUGGAAUCACGCGACUUUUCAUCAUCUCCUCAGCCAUGCUGGUGAACAGCGUGCUCUCCUGGUGGCUGCUGGGAUUGCAGCUCACACCUUUCUUUUUCCUGCCUUUGCUGCUGAUCGCAGUGGCUGUGUACUUUUAUUACAGGUAAAUUAAUGUGUUGGGCUGCACACUUAGUUGUAGGUUACUCAGGAUUUCAAUUUCUUAUGUUUUGUUUUUUAAUUUAACAAAUAACUUCUUAUGACAUACACUGAUUUAUUUUAGACAUUGUCUCAUAGAGAGAGAGAGAGAGAGGUGAUAGAGGCUAAAUAAACACUAUAAACUAAAACCAAUAAAUAUGAUUAAAUGAAACAGAAAAUUACACAAACACACACACAGUAGACCCCUAAUUGGACAUUUUUACCAAAGCUUGUAACAUCUGUGUAUCAUCCAUAGGGGCAAAGCGUUUGAUAAUUUUAUAUAUUCAAUAUUAAUUAAUUGGAAGAUCAGCUGUAAUUGUUUGUAAUAACCUUCUACAAAGUGUUCAAAAAAGAUGCAACCUGUGAAAAAUGCAUUGGCACAAAAUUGAUCACGGACUUGACCCUCUCUUACUCGCAACAGCAAAUUACAGAUUAAAAAUUACAGAUCAAAUAAUUACUUUGUGGAUUGUUUUUUGUACAUCUACCAAGGGGUAUAACUAAAACCACAUGAAUUAUCUGAAUUUCCGAUUCAUUUCAGCCUUUAUUGUGCAGCCCGACAUGAUGGGAUUGUGUAUGUUUUGUUUCAUUUUAUUUUUUAGAUGCUUAGAUGUUACUUCUUCUAUUGGUUUCUUCAUAUAUAUUUUAAAUAGAAGUUGUGAAUUUAUUUAGAUACAGGAUUUGACUGGAUUCGGUGUGUGUGCUAAAAAAAUAUUUAUCUCCUUUAAGUUGAAUGUCAGUAUUUUUUUUGUUUUG
Messenger RNA from Tachysurus vachellii, 1768 nucleotides. It is a transcript of the gene slc35a4, whose product is annotated as solute carrier family 35 member A4. NCBI's taxonomy places the organism in Eukaryota, Metazoa, Chordata, Actinopteri, Siluriformes, Bagridae. Gene Ontology annotation, biological process: pyrimidine nucleotide-sugar transmembrane transport. Gene Ontology annotation, molecular function: pyrimidine nucleotide-sugar transmembrane transporter activity. The transcript has a single exon. The record is from RefSeq and is a predicted model, not a curated record. Gene Ontology annotation, cellular component: Golgi membrane. The coding region runs from base 7 to 987 and encodes 326 amino acids.